AUGAUUUCUAGAUUCACUCUCAAAUUUAAAUCGAAUUAAAUAGAAAAUGAAUAUAGAUAAGAAUAGCAUGUCCAUUUAAAAUCAGAAUUUACACUAUUUUCAAUAUAGACAAUUGUAUAAUAAGAACUUAUUUAGUUAUUUUUUGUGGCCUACAUUUUAUAUUACUUUUAAGAAAACACCUUUAAUUUGAUUGUUGUAACGAAUAUCAUAGUCUUUAUGGUUUUAAUACUCUUAUUGAAAUGCAUAAUUGAUAAGUAUCCUAAUUGUAAUAAAUAUAUUUUACCACUUCUACAAAUUUAUUUUGCUUACAUUUGGAAUCUUGAUAACUUUUUUCCAAUUGAAGUAACAGAUGACUCUUCUUACUAUUCAUUUACUUAUGACUACAAUUGGUAUUAUGGAAUGUAAGCAUUUUAUUUUCAUUUUGGUAAAUGGUAAUAUAAUCGUAGCCAUUAUGUAAUUAGGAUAUUAGAUAUGGCCUUAAGGAGUUGCUUUAUUGAUUAUCUAUUUUUAGUAUGUGACAUAUUAUCCUUCGAAAACUUUGGAAUAUUAUGCUAUGUGUUUAACAAUAUUUUUGGUUUUCAUUGGAUUAAUAAUGAUGAAAUAUACAAAUGAAAAAACAAGGCGUAUGUAAUUCAGAAAUAGUAGAGAACAAAACAAUUGGAUAAAAAUAAUUGAUUAAAUUCUAGAGUAAUCAGUAUUAGUAAUUAAAUUUGAUGAGAAAUAAGAUCAAUUAAUAUUAUCUUCAAUUAAUGAUUUAUCUAAAUAGAGAUUGAAAAUAUCAAAUAAUAAAGAGUUGAGAAUAGUCUUAAGAGAUGUAUUAAAUUUUAUAUAAUUUUAAAGAUGCUUAUAAUAUAAGAAAAGAAUAGAAAUAUUGAAGCUAAAAAAGGUAAUUUGGAAGAGGAAAUAAGAGAUAUUAUUAAAAAUUAGAAAUAGAAAUUAACAUAAUAUUAAUUAGAAGUAAGAUCAUAAUAACAAAAUAAAGAAUUAAAAGUUAAAUUAAUUCAAUCAAUUAUGUAAGAGGAAGAUUGUGUAAUUUUGAUUUUUGAAUAAAAUUAAAAGAAUUAAAUUCGUGAUUUCUAAUAAGUAAUUAAGUAUAAAGAAACAUUCAUCUUAUUCAUAUUAUAAUAAUUGACUACAUAGUUAAAAACUAUCAAAACUAGACUUUAAAUUAUUCUUUUGGUUAUAAACAUCUAAUAAAUUAGAUUAUUUUUUAAUUAUUAAGAUAUACGAAAUAGAAAAGGUUGGAUUCAAAUUAAUUAAAUAUAAAAUUAAAUGAAUUUAUUAUUACAAAAGAAAAUUGAAUUUAAUUUCAAUAACUCAUUAUCAGGAUUUAUUACUAAUUAAAUCUACUUUUUUAGCAUAUUAAUAAGUUUUGCUUAACUUUUUGAUAAAUUAUAAAAAAUUACAAUAAAAAAGAGAAAUGAAUUGAAUUAAGAUAGAUUAAAAGUAACUUUAGAAGGAUUUAUGAUAGAUACUCUAUCUAAUUCUAAAAUUCUUAAAUAAAAUUUAAAUUUUUGUCUAAAUUCUGAAUAAAAUUAUAAAAUCGUUUUAUAAAAUUUGAAAAAAACAAUUGAUGAGAAAACCAUUGAAAAUUAAAAGAAAGCUUAAAUAAUAUCAAUUUAUUUAACUAAAUUUUUAUUAUGGAAUGCAUGGAGAGAGUGUAAUAUCAAAAUUAAACUAAAUAAUGGUUUAACUAAUCUGUCAUUUGAAUUUUCAUUAUGA
Messenger RNA from Paramecium pentaurelia, 1722 nucleotides. The record is from the annotation of a GenBank genome assembly. Lineage: Eukaryota; Ciliophora; Oligohymenophorea; Peniculida; Parameciidae.